AUGAUUUGGCUUAACGCUUCGUUGAUACGAUACUCUGCAGAGAAGAGGAUACUUCCUGACACUCAGGUUGCUGCACAGCCUGGGGUUCAAACUCGUGACCUCAUGAGCUAUCUCUCUAAUGUCAAAUGUUGGGCGAAUCGUAAUAAGCAGUCGGUUUACGCGUUGAAACGUGAUCAGAUGAAAUGCUUCGACUACUUAUCGCCUGAAGGCUUUUAUGACGCAGAUCCGGAUGCUUUGGUCAUAUCGUCUAGUAGCAUGCAGAAAGAUGACCCGCAUCUCAAGGAUGCGAGACUUAGUCUGCGCGUUGCCAUGGUUGAAGCGACUGAUGACUCUUACAUCUUCUCCAGGUCUCUGGUAUCGCUUCAACGCAACGCUCUAGCCAUGGAACGCUUCCAGUACGCUUACGGUUGGCUAACUCAGUGGGCCAAAUUGAAGGCAUACGUUCUGUCGGCAACAGGCGAUCAUCCAGACACAGUCAAAUUUCAAUCAGUGUCCACGGGAAGGGGAGUUAAUCCCCUUGCUAUAACUGAACACGAUGUUGCACUCAUUAAAGACGAUCUAGACUUUCUCAGGACAAAGGUCAACGAUCCAACGUCCCGUUUCGUGGAAUUGAAGGACUUUAUUGAAAGCUUUCAAUUUCCGAAAGUCAUUGGUCGCCUUCCUAUCACGCUGAUACGGAAGAUUGUGUCGCAGAACGUUGUUUCUCGCUGUCGCGCCUUAUUGUCGCUUCAGUCAUUGAAACAGCCAGAUGCUGAAGCACUUGACAGGUUGAUUAUUCAGAAGGUUCACGAUGCUCUCGGCUUUCCGUUUCAACCCUCGACCUCCAUUGCAACGCUUCCGGUGUUGUAUCACGGCUUUGAUUUCCCGUCAAUUGCUCGCAUCAAUGCCGGAAUCUCGUCGGUCACUGGAGCUGCUACUGGGGGCAAGUCACUAGUCAUGAAAAUCCCGGGGCGUAACAUCUCUAUUUUACAUGGAGAACAGGUUGGGCUGAUUAUCGCGUUGGUUCUUGCAGGAGAUCUGGUUCGAAAUGAUCUUGUGAAGAUCCUCACAGAUCACUUGAACUCGGUAAGGUUGAUAGUUGACAGUCAGACCGAUGUCCCUCAAGUACCACGUCCAGGCUACAUGAAUGGGAGAUCUUACUAUCGCUGGAUCCUCUCACUCAUCAAUCGUAGUCGCGCGGUGGUCUCAUACACAGCAGGCCAUUCUGAUCCAUCGACGUUGGAGGCCAGAAUGAACGGAGAGGCGGACUUCCUUGCAACAUCUUCUCAAAAAAUCUAUGCAGAGCUACCUCACGCGCCAAUCCCUUCGUUCUUCAUGAAUGAUUUCACAAUCUACUCACAGACGGACGGAUGGAUAGAAUCAAAUGUCAUGCAUUUCAUUGACAUUCUUAUGGCUCGCAAAACGGCAACGGCUCUAGGCAUUGGACACGACCUGCGAAUGUCGACGUGGGCCCAUGACCCGGGACCCCCACCCGACUUUCCUUACACUAAGGCUGUUUCUGCACACUCAGCUGCCGUUCAGCUUUAUGCGAGAUCAGGUCAGCUUGCCACAGCCGAGGUUCUCUACAAGAGAGGGAAGAGGGAUAACGACUUGUGUUGCUUGGGAUGUGACGCGACGGGAGACAUGCGUCACAUAUUCGUCCACUGCAAGGAGUACGAACGGUGGAGGGAAGAUGCGAGAAGGGAGCUGAUGGAGAGAACGGAACUAAAGCUGGUGAACAUGCAAACUGAGGAGGCUGUGAAGACUGGCCUCCUCGUAGCAGCUAAUGUAGGCGGAUGUCUUAUUGUAACAAUUGUAACACGGCUCAGAAGCCACCUCAACGCGAAGAAAUGCAAUGUGCACUCGUUCUUCAAGUUUUCGUCCUCGCUGCGUUUGCAAAGCCUGCAAUGCCGGUGCAGCCGCACUGAUCUCAACGGGUCUUCCGAUUGGUUGACGACGUGGGAAUGCAAAAGGUCGCUUUGUUUCCUAGGUGCACCGAUCGUGGAUCUGACGCCUCUUGUGAUAGUCCACCUGUUUCCGUUGGGUCUGGGGGUGGAGCCUCGGGGAACUCUCAGUGAGAGGGGCGGUGGCAUCGCCAUCGUUCAAGGCCCUAACCUUUCCAUCCUUGUUUUCAAGCGACUGAAUAUUGUGACCCAAGACCCCUUCUACAUGAACAAGACAAUCUUUCAAAGGAGUGACUUUGAGCGGUGGCGGAAUGGUUAA
This is a messenger RNA of Laccaria bicolor S238N-H82, 2202 nucleotides long. RefSeq lists its product as uncharacterized. NCBI's taxonomy places the organism in Eukaryota, Fungi, Basidiomycota, Agaricomycetes, Agaricales, Hydnangiaceae. The transcript is spliced from 5 exons. The record is from RefSeq and is a predicted model, not a curated record. The coding region runs from base 1 to 2202 and encodes 733 amino acids.